Messenger RNA from Exaiptasia diaphana, 1677 nucleotides. RefSeq names its product substance-P receptor-like. Gene Ontology annotation, biological process: G protein-coupled receptor signaling pathway. Gene Ontology annotation, cellular component: membrane. The coding region runs from base 142 to 1236 and encodes 364 amino acids. The record is from RefSeq and is a predicted model, not a curated record. The transcript has a single exon. Lineage: Eukaryota; Metazoa; Cnidaria; Anthozoa; Actiniaria; Aiptasiidae. Gene Ontology annotation, molecular function: G protein-coupled receptor activity; peptide binding.
CAUUCAUUUGAUAAGAGGUGCCCUUAGAGCAAGUUGUUAUUCARAUACACGAGCAAUUUAAGCUUAGUGCAGAGGAUKUUURGGCUGAUAUUUCAUUGCGUGAUAUUUCAAAGAUCUGUUUUUGUCCUUCGGUAAUAUUCUAUGAYAUUUCACGAGAAUACAUCAAUGGUAGACGACAUGUUUAUCGACUUCAGACCAGGAAUGAACGAAACCUUUCUUUCAGUAGAAGAUCCUCUUGCUUCCAAAGUUGCCAAGACGGUCGCCUACAGCGUGCUCUUUAUCUUCUCACUUCUCGGCAAUGUCAUGAUCAUCUGGGCGAUCCACAGAGACCAAAGACURAAGACAACGACCAAUAAACUCAUUGCAAACAUGGCGGUGAGCGAUCUUCUUGUUCCUGUCUUUGGAAUACAGGAGGAGAUACUCAAUAUUUACGGUKCUAAGUCAGGAUGGAAAGUGCUUGGAGAUCUUUCACUAGUGCUUUGCAAGCUUGUUCACUUCUGYCAAGAUGCCUCCAUUACAGUMUCKGUCUACAGCUGCGUGUUCAUCGCCAUUGAUCGUUAUUACGCUGUGGCAAAACCACUUAAAGUUGGAUUUAGUCGAAACAGACUGAGGUUUAUUAUAUUGGGGAUUUGGAUAUUGGCCGUGGUAAUGGCGACCCCUUCACUAAUCAAAUACCAAAUCGUUUCAUUUGGGAAUGUCCACUAUUGCCAUGAUAAUUGGACCUAUAUCGGACUAGAUCAAAUGUAUACCACAAGAGUUCAGAUGUCARUAUUCUUUGCGCUGAUAAAUGGUAUWCCAAUUCCCGUCRUAUUUACGCUGUACUUAUUAAUUGUACUCAAGAUUCGACAUAGCGAAACUCCGGGGGAGCCAACCGAGUUAGSAAGAGCACGACGCCAGAAGCAAAACAAAAAAAUACUAAAACUCUCCGUUGURAUUGUAACUCUGCUUUUYGUAAGUUGGUUGUACCUCGAUAUCGUGCUGUUCCUWGGCAUUCUGGGUAAGCUUGACAAGGUUUCGUUCAAUACGCUGAGAGAUCUGAUUUUCUCAGCGAAAUUUAUCGCGUUUUUAAGCAGCGGGUAUAAUUUUCUUGUUUACCUAACAUUCUGUGAUCAGUAUCGCAGAAAUUUUAAGAUUAUUGCUUUGAAGAUUUGCUUCUGUGGUGAGAAAAAGUGUGGCAACUCGGGGCAUGUACAAACUCAAAGUAAUGGAACACACCGAGAAACAGUUAGUACCUAGGCCUAAUCUGUACUGUAACUAUGAUACAUAUAUAUCGAUGAAAAUAGUAAUGGGCAGAUUUGUAUUUCGAUAUAUCGGUAAACGUUUUAAAGGKAAACAUUAAUUAAAGAACAGAAAAACUGUAGCAGCAAGAGAGAAACAGUGGAAAUAUUCAUAAUUGUAUCUUUAAUAAAUAAAAUUAAUGAACAGAUUUGUAUCUAAUGUAAGGGCAGCAGUAAUCACGAAAUAGAUAAGGUUUGUAUCAGGUCGAGACCUCRUUUCUUACAUUUCAUCCAGGGGCGUAGUUUUUGUGGCUUCAUGCUGACAUUGCCGCCCYCUUCCUUUUCAAAAGAAUAAAUARAACUGAAAAAAUAAUGAUGUGUGUGAAAACCUUUAUAUUUGUCUAAAGAUAAUUUGUUACGGAGUUUUAUUGACGAAGAAAUAUCCCAGAAACGCCUUUAA